CACCGGAAGUGAUAUAUAUUAAUUCCGGCUGGCUUGACACUGGUGUUGGAAAAGAUGGCUGCUUCGGCGGCAACGGCGAGUUCUUCCCCCGGUUUGUGUCCAAAUUACGCCGUGAUUUGCUCCUUCCUGGAGCGGUACGGCGCGUUGUUGGACUUACCGGAGCUCACCUUCCCCCAGCUGGAGAGAUAUCUGCAGGACACGUCCUCAGUCCCGAAGCUGCUGGUUGAUCUUCACGUCAAGUUGCUGAGGAAGAUCGGCAAGUCGGUGUCAGCAGACAGAUGGGAGAAGUAUCUGGUCAAGAUAUGUCAAGAGUUCAACACAACAUGGGCCUGGGAACUCGAAGAAAAAGGGUACAAGGAGAUGACGAUGGAGUGCAAGACGGGGAUCCUUAAAUAUUUGUGCGAGUGUCAGUUUGAUGAAAAUGUAAAGUUCAAAACUGCCAUCAGCGAGGAGGACCCCGAUAAAAUGCGCCUGCAGCCGAUCGGCCGGGACAAAGACGGCCAGAUGUAUUGGUUCCAACUGGAUCAGGACGACAACGUGCGCGUUUAUGUGGAGGAGCAGGACGACCUGGACGGGUCGUCGUGGAAGUGCAUAGUCAGAGAUAGAAAUGACUUGGCUGAGGUCGUGGCUCUGCUGAAGACACAAAUUGAUCCUGAGCUGUUGAAAAAGCAACAACAGGAAACCAAACCUGGAGAUGAAGAGGCUAAAAAAGCAGAAGGUGACGUUACAAAGACUGAAUCAGAUGAAGACAGCAAAGACUCCGACAAGGCCGUCCGCCCAGUCUCACCGAAGACUGAGAGCAACGGAGAAGUCGUGGAGAAAGACGACUUGAAAUCGGAAGCGUCUGAGGCCAAAUCGUCACUGAACGGCGUCGUCGAAGGCAAAACCGAAUCUGAACUUAAUUCAGAAAAGGCCGCAGUGGAUCACAGUAUCGGUACAAAAGCCCAGAACAUCAAAGAAGAGCCGAUGGAGGUGUCAGACACUAAAUCCAGCACAGCAACAAGUGAACCAGCUCCCGCCUCUGAGGCACCUUGUAUAUCAGUAAAGGCAGAAAAAGGAGAGGAGGCCAAGAAGAACAGCGCAGGGGAGAUUCAACAGGCGAUGAAGAACGACCAGCAGGCCAAAAUCCCUCUGAAAAAAAGAGGAAUGAAGUUUAGUGAAGACUUUGAAAAAAGUAAAAAUAGCGGCAGCUCUAUUAUUGUGCAAAAUCCAUCAGUUUCUCAGAAUAAAGAAGCUCCUAAAACUGAUGCAACUCCUGAUCAGAGAAAGAAAGCACAGAGUGUAAACGAUCACGUUAACGGCGAAGUUCAGCCGACAUCAGAGAAAAGUCAUUCGAGCGAGUCACCGAAAGACGCCGCCGCCGCCGACAAAGAACAGACGACUGAAGCAGCUGCAGGUAAAUCUGUAGAAGUCCGAGAAAAUGACUCACCGUCUACAGACAAAGAUGGCAUGAAAGAUAAAAAGGAUGGAGCUUCCAGCGCUGAGAAGGUCACAGAGGCGGUCGCAUCACACCGAGCAGACUCGGACAAGAAAGAUCUAAACAUGCAGGUAGACAAGGAAAGCGCUACAGAAAAGAGGGAAGCACACGAGUCUCCUCCAAAACCAACAGCAGAGUCGCCACCUUUACCUAAAGACGCACGUGAGAAGUCGUCUAAUCGCGAAGAGGAUGAAACAACGAAAGAAUCCAAACCAGCAGAUGCAAAAGAGUCUUCUACGGUGGACGAGACCACCGCAUUAAAGGAAACCGAUAAAACAUUAACGACCGAUGAGUCGAAGAAAGUCAGUUUGAAUCAUGAGGUCAAAUCCAAAGAAGUUGAGUCAAAAGAUUCAGAAAAAUCAAAGGGAAAACCAGGCUGUGUGGACACAUCAGAGUCAAAUCAGACAGAAGAGACGAAGAAGUCAGAGGUGACAGAAAAGGUAACGGACGUAAAGCAAACAGAAAUGAGUGAUGCUAAAGAAACUGAGAGUAAAGUAGAGAAAUCAGAUAGUGCCGCACUGAAGGAGAAGCCGGGAGUAAUUAAAACAACAGAAACACAGUCUGCAGACAAGGAUCCUGCAGAAAAACCUGACGACACUGAGAACAGUGUGUCACCAUCUGUCAUCAAAAAGACAGAAAUAAUAAAAGACGGCGACGAUACAAAGACUCCAGAAACACAAGAAGUCAAUCAAAGCUUUACAGUCAUUAAAAAGGCCGACAAGCCGUCAAUCAGUGAGAAAUCAGAAGAAACAUCCAACACUAAAGAGAGUUCGGAGUCGUCAGUUAUUAAAAAGGUAGACAAAUCAGAAUCAUGUAAACCUGCAGAGAAGCAAGACGAAGAACUCAAAGACGCAGAGAUGACUCCCGCUGUCGACGAGAAAACUGAGAAAGCCAAGGCAGCUUCCGAGACUAACACCGAAAAGACGGACACGACUGAAAAGACGGACAAGCCCGAAAAGACGGACAAACCUGAAAAGACGGACAAGCCCGAAAAGACGGACAAGCCCGAAAAGACGGACAAACCUGAAAAGACGGACAAACCUGAAAAGACGGACACGACUGAAAAGACGGACAAACCUGAAAAGAAAAAGACGGGAAAGGCCGAAAAGCCUGACGAGACAGAAAAGCCCGAAGACAUAAAGAAAACCGUCAACUGUGAAGACAAUACGAUACGUGAUGUCACCAAGGUAAGCGACUCUACGCCCAGGCCAACGAAGGAAGAAGCGGCGGCCGUAAAACGCGAUCUGACGAAGCCACGAGAGGAUGACGAAAUCGAAACGAACGCAGUCGUACAGAAGACGACAGAGGAAGCAUCUGAAGGGAAAGAUAAAUCAUCCAGCCCCGCCGAGAAGACGAGCGUCUCUAAAAAAGAUGAUAAAAAACCCGAAAGGCCGGACACGGAAGAGGAGAAGGUAACUGAAGAACAGCCCGAUAAAACCGAGGCAGAGAAUCCAUCAAAAGAAAGUAAAAAGGACGCCGACAGUGAAAAACGUACAAACGGAAGUGAGAAACUCCCACGUCGAGAUAAAGAAAGUAGUAGUAAAGAGGAUUCGGCGACAGAUAAACUCUCAAAAACUGACGGAACAAAGGAGAAACAAGCUCAUACAGAGAGCGAAACCUCAACCAAAAGAGAAGGAACAGACGGUGAAUCCUCAACUAAGACUGAGAAACCGGGCCCCCACCCAGACGCCGUCAAGCCAACCGACGAGGAAAGUAAAAGCAAAAGUGAAGAAGAGGACUCUGCAACAAAAAAGGAGGUGGCGAACGGUACCGACGUUCCAUCGGAUGUUAAAGAGGCGGUCGCCCAUCGGAAGGUCAAGGCUCCGGCCCACCGGAGGAAAGCGGCACUCCAGAGAGAAGAGAGACAAGCGGAUUCAGAGUCUGAUACGAACACCGGGGGGAGAUCUCUUCGAAGAUCACCGAGGAUCUCUAGACCGACACCGAAGGUGGUAGAGAUCCACGACAGGAAGCUGGAGAAAUCGCAGGCUCCUCCGCCGGCUGAGAAGAGUGAGAAGGAAAAAAACGAGGAGGAAGAGGACAAGGAAGAGGAGGAGCAGGAGUUGAAAACUGUUCAAAAGAAGCCGAGAGAGAAAAAGGCAGAUCAGGACGGUCAGCCUAAAGCCAAGGGGAGAAAGAGAAGGAAGAUGCGGUGGUCCAACACUCGAACGCGCCGUAAAAAGAAAGGCUCCGAAGACGAAGACGAAAACAGCGACGAGGAGUCCAGCGAAGACGAGGAGAGCGAGGAGGAGGACGACAGCGACGAAGACUACAAGGUCGAGCGGAGCAGAAAGAGGCGGAACCGCAACCGAGAAAGACGAAACUCGGACUCCUCGACAUCCUCGGAUGACGACCUACCUCCAAACGACGACCCCUGCAAACAUUGUGGUCUUCCAAAUCACCCUGAGCUGAUCUUACUGUGUGAUUCGUGUGAUAGCGGCUACCACACAGCGUGUCUGAGGCCUCCGCUCAUGAUCAUCCCGGAUGGAGAAUGGUUCUGCCCGCCGUGUCAACACAAACUGCUCUGUGACAAAUUAGAAGAGCAGCUGCUAAACCUCGAUGCCGCUUUGAAAAAGAAGGAACGAGCUGAGAGAAGGAAAGAGCGUCUCAUUUACGUCGGAAUCAGUGUUGAGAACAUCAUCACGCCCACCGUUGAGGUUGUGGAAGAAAAGCCGGAGAUUAUAAUCAAAGACAAGAAAGAAACAAAGCGAAGUAAGAGCUGGGGUCGAAGGUCAACGAGGACCAAGAAAAACAUCAGCUACAGAUUUGAUGAAUUCGACGAGGCGAUCGAGGAGGCAAUCGAGGAAGACAUCAAAGAAGCAGAGGGCGGAGGCGCUGGCCGGGGUAAAGACAUGGCCAACAUCACGGGACAUAGAGGAAAGGACAUGUCCACCAUCCUCCAAGGAGAUGAGGGCAAGGAGAACGGCCGGCCGCCACGACCCAACAUCAGCCAGCGCAAGAAGAAACGCCGGCGACUCAACGACCUGGACAGCGACAGCACUGUGGACGAGGAGGAAAGCGAGGAAGAGUUUCGCCUCAGUGAAAGCUCAGAAGAAGAGUUUGUAGUAUCGGAAAACGAGACGGAGGGCGAAACAGAGCCGGACUCCAACGACAGCGGGAAGCAUCAUAAGUCUUCGUGGGUCAAGAGGCCACCGACACGACGACGAAGCUCCCGAAAGCGACGGAGACCGAGAGGGUACUCGGAUGAUGAAGAAGAAGAAGAGACAGAUGAUGACGAUGAAGAUGAAAUAGUGACUGAAGGCUCAAGCGAGUACAGCGACAGUGAUCUGGAUAUGAGUAGACGGCGGUCUCGGCGGAGUCAGAAGAAGCAGGUGAACUACUGUGAGACGUCCGAGUCCGAAGGAUCUCAAGCAGAAACCAACCGGGACAAAAUGAAACCCAGACGUCGCCAGGACAGCUCCGAUAGCGAAGCGAAUUUCUCCAGAGACUCUGACGAAGAGUCGAGGGAUCGGAUGGUGAAGAGGAGAGCCGACUCUUCAAAGGAAGAUUCCCGGCAGCGGCACAGACGGCUCGCGCUAAAACGCAGGAGAGCUUCCGAAGAGGACGACUCGGACGACGACUCGGAGGAUGAAUCGUCAGAAGAGGAUCGUCCCGUCCGUAAACGGGUGAACCGCAUCGACUCGGACGAUGACGAGGAGGAGGAGGAGGAGGAGGAGGAGGAGGAGGAGGAGGAGGAGGAAAUAAAAGAAAAGAAAGCAGCUGAAAAAGCAGAGGAGGAAGGCAGCGCUCUGACAAAGGGAACAAACCAGUUGGACUGCAAUGCGGUGGAGCUGCCUCCCACCAACGGACAGAACCAGGUUAAGAGCGUCGAGGGUCUCUCGAGGGACGCUCCGGGCCUCACCGCAAACCUGGAGCCACCCAAAAACAUCAGUGCCACGCCAGCUGCCGCCAUAGCGCCAAACGGUCUGGUCGCCCAGGACAUGGCAGCGCAGGAGGACGACGAAGACGACCUGUUAGGAGUCACAGACCUAGUGGACUACGUCUGCAAUAACGAACAAUUGUAAAAAAACAAACUGGUGUACUGUUUCUCUUUUUUUUUUUUGUGGUAUUGUAUUUUUAUAUUGCGUAACUUUAUUAUUCCUUCCCACACCAACACUUCCUUUUUCGUCCUUUUUUUUACUGGUGUCAUCUGGAUCUUUGGUUCUCAGAAAUCUCUAAUACAGUAAGAACUGGAUCACCAGUCUGAAGCUGUCCAUGUGGGGAUUGUACCACGAAUAAGGGCACCAAACUAUCAAGUCUCAUUUGUUUUGUAAUAAUGUGUUUUAACCUCCCCGCACGUCAUCCAGCUCCACUGCCAAACCACCUCCUUCCUCUAAACGUGUCACUCAUCUUUUCUGUCCUGUUUUUUUUAUUUGUUUUUUUUUUAAAGAUGUCACAUCCAAGAUUUCUUCCAAAUUGAGCUCCUGUUCUCGUCUACAUGUUUGGAAAAUUGGAAAAUUGUCUAUUUGAAUGCUAAAUGACUGGGAUUUUUAAUUUUUAUAGGAAUAAAAAAAAAAGUCAUUCCAUAAUUGACCUGAAGUUCUGGGCGUCUGUUUAAAAAAAAAAAAGAUUUUAACAUUUUAUCCCCUUUUUUUUAUUUUUUUUUUUUGUUUUUAAUUUGUGAAAGCUUUAUUUAUUCUAUUUAGUGGGUAAAGGGGGAGGAUCAUGUCUAUUUAGAUCACAUAUUUGAUAAGCUAACCCCUUCAUACACCCGACAUGAGAUAUUGCUGGUCAGAUAUGGAGGUGUGUGUGUGUGUGUGUGUGUGUGUGUGUGUGUGUAUGUGGGGGGGAGAAAUAAAAAAGAAACACACAUUAUUCCCAGUUUUUAUACCCUGAAUAUUUGAAAUGUCAUGCAUAUAUAUUCAAGCCCUCGCCUCAUCUGAAGGUGUGAAUGUAUAUAUAUAUAUGACCAACCUUCAUUUGAACUUUUUGUUAAAUGAUAGCGUAGCUUUUGUAUAUUGUAUACAUGUAUAAUUAUUUUAACUAUGUGCGCUGCCAUCAGUAUCAGUGGUGAACUCCCGGUUUUUAUAGUUUUGUUUGGGGAAACGAAAUCAGAAGUAAAAGUCUCUCGUCCUUCCUAAUCUUGAGAUCUAGUCUAGCUUCCUCUUUAUAACAUCUAUGUUUUUGUUUUGUUUUUUUAAUAAUGAUGUAUUUUUUGUAUAUCUAAACCUUUUUUGUCGUUGUCUCUUUGACUGAAAAUGUAGUGUCUUAUUUUCUUUGUACAUUGUCCUUCAUAGAGAUCAAAAAACCUGCAAACUCUAUGGCUUUUUUUUUUUUAUUUUUAUUUUUUUAACUCAAAACACUCAGCUCCCCUUUUUUUGUUUAUUAUUCACCUCCCUCUUCACUUCCUGCAUACAUAAAAAUCCAAGCCUCCAAGCAUACAAAAACCCAUUUUUCUAUUCACAUCCUCUAUUUUCAUAAUCUCGAGUUCACGUUCAGGUCAGGUUGCAGUAAAUUGACAACUUUAAGACCUCAAACAACAUCAGGAUUGUGAGAAAUAAACAGCCCGGUUGAAUAAUUUGUUUUGAGGCGACACAUCAGGAUGCUGGGAGGAGGGGGGUACGGACAGAAAAAUAACAACAACAACAAAAAAACCAACAAACCAAUGACUUCACUGACCUCUGCUGGAACCAGUCUGUGUGUAUAUCUGUAGUUUUUGCUGUAAUAUAUUUAGAGGCAUUUUUUUAAUCAUGGAAAAAUAUAUUGGGCAAUUCUUUGGGAUUGCAUGAGUUUCUAAUAGUUUUCUUUUUGUAGGGAAGUAAUAUUGGCACAACAGUUUUUGUAACAAAACCAGAAAACUUUGGCAUGUUUUAAGGAUGUCUAUUAUCUCCUGAUCUGUUGCAUUAUUGCUCAAGGACGCCACAGGAAUAUCUCAGAAUCGCAGUGAAACUGCAUUGUUAAGCAUGCGCUGACCGACCGAAGGCAUGUUACAGACGCUCGGGGAGAAAGUGAUGUUAUCGUAGAAAAUAAUCUAGGACAGUUGAAUCUGAUUUAAAGAGAAGAAAUGAAGCCUGUUUUGUAAAAUAUUUUGUAAAUUAGUCUCAGCAUGGUCUUCACAAAGGAUAAACCACUCUAUUUAUCAUAGCGUUUUGAUACUGGCUAAGGCCAAAAUCAUAACUUCCAAGACAAAACAAAGUCCUAUAUAUGUGCUGCUUGCAGUGCACACAACUUAGGCUUCUAUACACAAUAUUUAGCUUUUAGAUUAGUUGGACAGAAUAUAGCAAAUCCCAAUUCUAAAAAUGUUAUAGAAGUGUGUUCUGGUGGGUUGAGUCCGAGUAAUGGGAUGUGGAUGUCCGUGUGCUGUAUGUAACUGUUUUAUAUUCUCCGCAGAGAUAAGGAGGAUGUAUUAAUGUGUAUCUCAAGGUUAUGAAAUAACCAGUAGCAAGAUCUGCAUACGAAUGGAGAGAAAGUUAUGUUCACAGAGAAAAAUAAAAGCUGCAAGGGGAUUAAGGGAGGAAGUUGGUGCCAAUGACUGAAGUGUUAACAGAGUUUCCUAUUUACCUCAUGAUGAAUCUGGGAGGAAAGACACCCUGUCCGCUGUGUAUAGAUCCUAGUAGACUGGUUUUUGGUGUUUUGUCUGCUCCUUACAUUUUUGUUAACUGUUAUUUCUUAUGAAUCUGAUCUUGUACAUUUGUCAUAAUAAAAUGGGUUUUAAGCCUCA
Messenger RNA from Thunnus maccoyii (southern bluefin tuna), 8135 nucleotides. RefSeq names its product remodeling and spacing factor 1b, tandem duplicate 1 (gene rsf1b.1). Bases 55 to 5499 code for a protein of 1814 amino acids. Gene Ontology annotation, biological process: regulation of DNA-templated transcription. Gene Ontology annotation, cellular component: RSF complex. The transcript has 16 exons. Lineage: Eukaryota; Metazoa; Chordata; Actinopteri; Scombriformes; Scombridae. The record is from RefSeq and is a predicted model, not a curated record.